GUCAAAUCGAAGUGAGCACUUUCUGGCAUAAGCGCUUUGAUCGAACUUGAGAAAAUACGAAAAAGGAAGGUCCGAGGAAGCAGAAAGUAGAACACUGCCACGUGGAAAGCUAUGAUUAAAAGGCACGAGUAAGCAUCGAACAGGGGCAGACAAUGGCAGGCAUGGCAUUGGUAGAGGGCAACCAUCCGAGCUCGGCUUCAUCGCAGGCCUUUUCUAGCCCCGUGCCGUCCCAGCAUGUUCGGCGUCCCUUAACUUCUCGCUCGGCUCUGCGGGCAAAAGCUCUCACCUCCUGUGUUUGAUCGAGCAUCUCUGGAUGCAUCUUUGCUCCAGUAGCAAUUCAUUUCAUGCAUCUAGCCUGCUGCGUGCACCUUGUUACCUCCCUUAUAUAAAUCUGGACGGUAUGUUUCUUUCUCUUCCACUCGCACUCGUCCCAUCCAAAGACCUCAGCUGCACUCCAAAGACCGCACACUGCUUUAAUGUCGCCCGCAAUCGUUCAGACCCAUUAUGCUCUCGGGACCCGCGACCAUCACCGCCAUUCUACUAUGGCUGCUUAUCUCUGGCUUGUAUGGUACCACGCCAGCUCAAAAAUGGCACCAAAGCACUGGGCUUUGGCUAUCACUUACGAAGUGAAUGAACGCGCUUAUGCGACCGUUUAUCAGAUGUUGGGAGAUGGCAGCGGCAUGGGCCAAUUCCAACCAAGCGUGGUCCGCCGCGUACAUCUUACUGGCACACACGGAGCCCAAUCAUACGAAGGGAAACUCUUGCUAGGCGAGGUUCCCGAUAGCGUGGUUGGCGCGAUGGAGAUGUACAGCGAGUCAGCCACUGACCUUGUCAACACAAAAAAUCGAAAGCGUGGAGUAGGGGAGUCAAAUUGCCAGGAUUGGACAAUGAUAAUUGUCCGAAGUUUAGAGGACGCGCAGCUGCUUCCGAAGGGGACGCUGGCGCGGGUGGAACGAAGUCCCCGAUUCGGAUGAAAGGCUGAUCCUCUUCGACUUCUUCGUGAUCGACCGCUUUCGUCUCUAAUUUAUCGGCAUCAGCUAUUUCAAUUUGCUACUCGAACUCGCUGUCUCUCAUGUUCUGUUCUUUCUUGGGUCUUAUGGCGGUUUCUGACAUUCUAGUAGGGCCUUCGGCCGAACCUUCAAUUGUACUACCACGCACUCUCCACCCGGUCUCUUACCGUACUUUCAGGUCAUAGAUUCUACGUAUACUUAGUAUAGUUAGCACGCUCCCGAAUGUAUUGGUACACGAUCAAACGCUGCCCGUGAUCGCUCUAGUCUGGAUGAAUGAAUGAAUGAAUGAAUGAAUGAAUGAAUG
Messenger RNA from Somion occarium, 1314 nucleotides. NCBI's taxonomy places the organism in Eukaryota, Fungi, Basidiomycota, Agaricomycetes, Polyporales, Cerrenaceae. The record is from the annotation of a GenBank genome assembly.